AUGGAAAGACUGACAACUAGGGGACCCCCUGGCCAUCCUCACCAGGGGAAGGCCUCUGCCUGCUGGAGGCUCACUGUGAGGGUCCUGGAGGCACGGAACCUGGGCUGGACUGACCUGUUAAGUGAGGCAGACCCCUAUGUGACCCUAGAGCUGCCAACCGUCCCUGGAACAAAGUUCAAGACCAAAACAAUCACCAACUCCAGUCAUCCUGUAUGGAAUGAGACCUUCAGUUUCCUAAUCCAGAGUCAGGUCAAGAAUGUUCUGGAGCUAAAUGUCUAUGAUGAGGACUCAGUCACGGAGGACGAUGCCUGCUUCAAGGUUCUCUAUGACGUCUCAGAAGUCCUCCCAGGCCAGCUGCUCCGGAAGACCUUCUCCCUGCGUCCCCAGGGACAGGAGGAGCUGGACGUGGAGUUCAAGCUGGAAAAAACGUCAGACUCUCCAGAAAACCUCAUCACCAACAACGUCCUUGUGGCCCGAGAGCUGUCCUGCCUGGAUGUCUGUCUGGACCAUGCUGGGAGCACCACCACGGUCACGGACCAGGGCAAGCUGGAGCUGGAGCUGGUGCUGAAGGGGUCCUAUGAAGACACGCAGACAUCCGUGCUGAGUCCAGCCUCUGCCUUCCGCUUCCAUUACAUGGCAGCCCAGGAGGGAAAACUGAGUGCGCGUCUGAGGAGCUCUGCAAGUAACAGCUGGAGUUCAGACAAGUCAGCUGGACAUCUCACUGUGCCCCUGAGGUCCUUGGCCGUAGGAAAGGAGGUGACCUUUCACAUUCCUACUACAAAUACCCCAGGAGUGAGGCUGCAGCUCAAGGCUGAGGGCUGCCCUAAGGAGCUGGAUGUGCACCUGGGCUUUGAUCUGUGUGCAGAGGAGAAAGCCUUCCUGAGCAGGAGGAAGCAGGUGGUGGCCAAGGCUCUCAAGCAGGUCCUGCAGCUGGACAGAGACCUACAGGAAGAUGAGGUCCCCAUUGUGGGCAUUAUGGCCACAGGAGGAGGUGCCCGGGCCAUGACCGCUCUCUACGGCCACCUGUUGGCCCUGCAGAAGCUGGGCCUCCUGGACUGUGUCACCUACUUCAGCGGCAUCUCGGGCUCUACAUGGACAAUGGCCCACCUCUACGGGGACCCCGAGUGGUCACAGAAGGACCUUGAAGGACCCAUCAAAUAUGCCAGGGAGCACCUGGUCAAGAGCAAGAUGGAGGUCUUCUCCCCGGAGCGCCUAGCGAGCUACCACCAGGAGCUGGAGCUGCGGGCGCAGCAAGGCUACCCCACGACUUUUGUGGACCUGUGGGCUCUCGUGCUGGAGUCCAUGCUGCACAACCAGGUGAUGGACCAGAAGCUGUCGGAACAGAGAACAGCACUGGAGCAGGGCCAGAACCCUCUGCCCCUCUACUUGAGCCUCAAUGUCAAAGAGAACAAUCUGGAGACCUUCGACUUCAAGGAGUGGGUGGAGUUUUCCCCCUAUGAGGUUGGGUUCCUGAAGUAUGGAGCCUUUGUCCCCAGCGAACUCUUCGGCUCCGAGUUCUUCAUGGGGCAGCUGAUGAGGAAGCUCCCUGAGUCCCGGAUCUGCUUUCUGGAAGGUAUCUGGAGCAAUAUUUUGUCCCUGAAUUUGCUGGAUGUCUGGUAUGACCUCCUCAGCUCUGAGGACACCCGGAAGCAGCACCUCAAGGACAAGAUCAGGAAUCUGGAGGAGUCUCCUGCCUCCUUGAAGACCUCCUCGUGGCUGGAGGCCUCAUGGCUGCAACCCGGGACAGCACUGGCCAAGGCGUUUAAGGGUUUGCUGACGGGCAGGCCUCUCCACCAGCACAGCUGCAACUUCCUCCGGGGCCUUCAGCUGCACCGGGACUACUAUAGCCAGAAAGACUUCUCCACCUGGGCAGACUGCCCACUAGACUCCACCGCUAGCCAGCUGACCCCUCAGGAGCCCCAGCUUUGCCUGGUAGAUGCCGGCUACUUCCUCAACACCAGCUGUCCCUCCAUGUUCCGGCCAGGCCGCAGGCUGGACCUCAUUCUCUCCUUCGACUACUCUCUACCCUCAUCCUUUGAGGCACUGCAGCAGACUGAGGCGUACUGCAGGGCCCGGGGACUGCCAUUCCCUCGGGUGGAGCCCAGCCCUCAGGACCAACACCAGCCACCAGAGUGCCACCUCUUCUCAGAUCCCUCCUGCCCUGAUGCCCCUCUCCUGCUGCACUUCCCACUGGUCAACGCCUCCUUCAGGGACCACUCAGCCCCCGGUGUCCAGCGCAGCCCUGCAGAGCUCCCGGCGGGCCAGGUGGAUCUCACUGGGACUGCCUCGCCCUACUCCCUGUUCAACAUGACCUACAAGGAGGAAGACUUUGAUCACCUGCUGCAACUUAGUGACUAUAACGUGCGGAACAGCCAGGGCGCCAUUUUGCGGGCCUUGAGGACUGCCAUGAAGCACCGGGCCCUGGGGGCCAGGCUUCGAGCAUCGCAGAAUUGA
Molecule: messenger RNA, 2454 nt
Organism: Lontra canadensis (Northern American river otter)
Lineage: Eukaryota; Metazoa; Chordata; Mammalia; Carnivora; Mustelidae
Gene: PLA2G4D
Product: phospholipase A2 group IVD
Exons: 20
Coding region: 1-2454 (817 amino acids)
Biological process (GO): glycerophospholipid catabolic process
Cellular component (GO): cytosol
Molecular function (GO): calcium ion binding; calcium-dependent phospholipid binding
Source: RefSeq, a predicted model, not a curated record